AUGGUUACCUAUCAUUCUACAUGUUCGCUUUCUAUGCCAAGCACAUCUUCAAAUUCACAAAGGAAUCGGUCUACUCUUAUAAAUCGAUUUGUAUGUAUUGAUGAUGAAUUAGAAGAUCUGCCUACGAGUAUAUCAAUUGGCACCCGGGCACACAAAGAUUCUUGCCGCCAUUAUCUUGGCAAGAUGGAUGUAUUAUGUCCUUAUUGUUCAGCCUUACAUUGGAUAGAUGAAAAUUUGACAAAAUCAUCUAUAAAGCGUCCCUUAUUCGGAACUUGCUGUUUGGAAGGGAUAAUUAGGCUACCUUUACUUAUUACACCCCCUCCACCACUUCAGGCAUUGUAUGAUGGGAAUAAUGAUCAAUCAAAAUCCUUUCGAAGUUAUACUCGAGUGUACAAUGCAGCCAAUGCUUUUACGAGUCUUGGUGCUACAUUGGAUCCUAGAGUACUCAUUGGAAGGGGCCCUACAUCAUUCACAAUUCAUGGGGAAUUCCGACAUCGAACAGGAUCACUACAACCACAACCAGGGCAGGAUGCGAGUUAUGCUCAGCUGUAUAUUUAUGACCCUUAUUCAGCUUUAGAAAUUCGUAAUCGUAGAAAUCCUAACUUGAGAAUGGAUGUUCUCAAAACUAUUCAGGAUAGUUUGUUGCAAGUUAAUGCAUUUGUAGAUAAAUAUCGCCAGGCUCAUGCCAUUUUACAUCAAUUAGACUCGGCAGGACACAAUCUACCUGCUCAUCUUCAUUACAGUUCAACAACUGAUCGACGUCGGUAUAACCUACCAACUACAGAUGAGAUUGCAAUUGUAAUACCAGGUGAUGGAACAGAGCUUAAUCAAGGGAAACUUCGGGCUGAGCUUUACCAAGAGUUGUCAGAUAUGGAUCCAGAUUAUGUACGACUUGGACAAAUUGGUCAAAGACCAUGUGGUGCUCGAAAUCCGCAAGCACCAUGUAUGGAAAAUGGUAGAUGCACUAAGAGAUACCCUCGAGCUUUCACAGAAACAACAACUAUGGAUCAAGAUGGAUACCCUAUCUAUCGUCGUCGCAAUAAUGGCCAAGUACAUACUGUGAGAGGGCAAGAAGUUGAUAACAGGGAUGUCGUACCAUACAAUGCAUAUCUUUCAAAACUUUUCAACUGUCAUAUAAAUGUGGAAGUUUGUGCCAGAAUGAGAUGUGUCAAGUAUAUACAUAAGUACAUUUAUAAGGGUUAUGAUCGUGCAACGAUGGUUUUAGGAAUGAUAAAUGAGAUUCAACAAUAUCUCGAUGCAAGGUAUAUUGGACCUCCAGAAGCUGCUUGGCGAAUAUUUGCUCAUCCUUUGUAUGCAGAGAUGCCAACAAUUGUACGAUUGGCACUUCAUUUACCUGGAAUGCAUCGUGUUAUUUUUAACCCAGAAGAGUCAUUACAAACUAUUCAAUCUAGAGCUGGUCAACAAAUGUCAACUCUUACUGGCUUCUUUGCAUAUUGUGCUGCCAGUGAAGAUGAAUGUCCAUUCACUUAUCAAGAAUUUCCACAGCAUUUUGUUUGGCUCAAGUCAGAAAAGAGAUGGAAAUCAAGAGAAAGGAGAUAUGCAAUUGGUAGAAUGUACUUUGCUAGCCCUAAUUGUGGUGAAAUAUUUUAUCUACGUUUGUUACUAACCGUUGUCAAAGGACCAAAGUCGUUUCAGUCUUUACGCACAGUCGAUGAUGUUGUGCAUGAUACAUUUAAAUUAGCAUGUAUUGCAAGGGGGCUUUUAAAAGAUGAUAAAGAAUGGAUACAAUGCUUGAAAGAGGCUGCAGUCAUAAAAACUGGAUAUCAAUUGAGGAGAUUGUUUAGUAUUAUUCUUACCCAGUGCUCUCCACUAAAUCCAUGUGCAUUAUGGAAUCAAUUUUCAACGCAUAUAUGUGAUGAUCUUCCACAUAAGAUUUGCAAAAGUUUAAUUGACUUCCCACCCAUGCCACAACCUACUGCAAAUUGGAGUCGGAAUGCUUAUAAUACAAUCACUUCUUCAGUUUUUCAAAAUAAAGGAACUGUUUUCUUUCUGAAUGGGGGUGCAGGAACAGGGAAAACAUUUCUAUACAAUACGAUUGCAUUAAAAUGUCGUAGCCUUGGGCAUAUCGUUGUUACUGUGGCUUCGUCUGGAAUUGCAUCACUGUUACUGUCCAUCUCCGGUCGAUUUCUCGUCGCCGGCGACCACCAGUCUCAUCGCCAGGCCGCUGUCACUUCUCAGCCCUGUUAUCGACUUUACAGCCAUCGUGUUGCCCUCUCACUCUCCUUGGGUGCAGCUGCAAUAAUGACCGGAGGGACCAACAAGAAACGGGCUAGGGAUGCUAUCUCUUCUACCUGA
Camellia sinensis is the source of this 2316-nucleotide messenger RNA. The record is from RefSeq and is a predicted model, not a curated record. Lineage: Eukaryota; Viridiplantae; Streptophyta; Magnoliopsida; Ericales; Theaceae.